AUGGCAGCGGUGCACUGCGUGCCGCCCAGUCCACCUUGGGACUCACACACUAGAUUGGCAGCUGAAAAGCGCGCCUACACUCCUCGAAGUCUGCCUCCUUCUCCUUUGCGCCAUCUCAUCAUACCUGGAGACCUCGGCCCACCACCGAUGGAGAGACCAACGAUGACAAGUAGAAUCAUGAGCAAUUCGUAUCGACGCAAUCGCGGCGAGUCCAUCUUGGCUCGCCGAACCAAACUUGGCAGCGCCAGAAAGCUCAACAUCUUCAUCGAGUAUCCAGUGUCCCGAGAGCCCACCGAUGACAUGACGGACGUCAGCCCUGAGCCGGCAAGCACGCAGAGCAUCACUCAGCAUUGCGACCCCGACGACAACAUGCUUCUCGACACGGGGCUCAGUCAGGUUUUCGAUCCAGCGCAAGCGAAUGUGGUAGAUACGGCCGAAGCGCCUGUCUACACGGCCUUCGAACGUCGAUCGGCAGUCGAGGUCGAAAUGAACGACUUUGACAGAGACGAGAGCGGCAUAUGCAAAACGCUUCAGGUGAGUAUACUGCGUGGCUACUACUGUUGUUCUAGUACGUAGUGGGCUCAAGCUUCUUCUUGCCUUGCAACGCAACCAGUAUUUUCCCUUGCUCUUCCCAAUCCAAUCCGGCCCGACGGACAGCGAGUCAUCAUCAGUACCGUUGUGGCUCAUCCAUGGCGCUGCAGGCUUUGCGACCGCGUAUCUGAACCUCGGCUCUGUAGGCCGUCCAGUGUACGGAUUCUCCAACGUCGCGCUGUCUGCAGGGAAACGCCUGAAGUCGGUCAAGCAGGCUGCACUGUUGUACCUGAGGGAGAUUCGCAGGCUGUAUCCCAAGGGUCCUUAUAUCUGUAAGUCGCAUCUAGCACGAGAGGGUGCGAGCCCGCCAGCGCUGACACUGUAGCCCUGCGCUCUUGAUAGUCGGAGGAUGGGGUUUCGGGGGAGUCUGCGCACGCGAAAUGGCAGCUUUGCUCAGCGACGAGUGGGUAGAGCGCUUGAGCCAAGGGGAGGCUCUUGCACCAGACGAAACUCGCGCAACGGUAAUGAUGAUAGAUUCUCAGCAUCCCAGCUUUGCUCAAGAAGAAGCUGCGCUGCGACACUCCUUGUCAAACACUUGCAAUCAUCGCCUUGCCGUUCACCAAAAUCUCGGCCGGGCUCUUCAAGGUGGAGGAGAUGCGGAGAUGACGUCUGCUUCUUCGGACUCCCAAUCGUCUCUUGCUAGACUUCCCGUAUCUGCUGCACUGCGCCUAUCCGCGCUACGAGCGGUGAACAAGAGCGCUGCGACUGCACUUCAGGACAGCAAGACGAUGCAUCACCUCGUAGAGCAAUACUGCCUUUCGGUCCAGCUUCUGCGCUCUCAUCACCCCACGCCUUUCGCGCAGCACCAGGAUAUCUCGGUGACGGUGCACUUGCUCAAAGCUAGUGAGCUGGGAGCAUCGCCUCGACAGGCGACGUCCGCUGAGCUAGCGCUCAAAGCGAAUCAACAUCUGUGCAAGUGCAACGGUUGGACGCAGCCAGAACUCGUCGGAACGUCAUUCAUGGAUGUGCAGCAUGUCCCGUUUGUCCACGACGAGCUGCUGAGCGACAAGGCGGCUCCUUGCGUGACGGCGUGGCUGCAAGAAAAGUUGCAAACAUUCGAUCAAGCGGACGAGAUGCGCUGA
Molecule: messenger RNA, 1673 nt
Organism: Ceraceosorus bombacis
Lineage: Eukaryota; Fungi; Basidiomycota; Exobasidiomycetes; Ceraceosorales; Ceraceosoraceae
Source: the annotation of a GenBank genome assembly